UUAGUAGGUAAGAGGUGUUCGUUUCGUUCAGGUAGUUUUCCCGGCACCAGACCGGUAUGCGGUGUUGCUCCAUAAACAUGGGGGGCAGCUGACCCUGACAGGAGUGAACUAGUGCAUGUUGUUGACACAGCACAUUUGCUUCUGACACUAAGCGCUUUGAAAAGGAGACACGUUUACAGUUCGCAUUGAUGUUCGCAUCACUUGUUCGUUGUGUUUAAUACGAGCAUUUAAAGUAGUCGUCACACACCUACCAGAGUAGUCAAAUGUGCUUUUUUUUUUUUUUUUUUGGUAAAACAACGAAACACAUGUCCUGAGACUAAGUUCCGAGCAUAGGAAGUACGCUUAGAUCGCCACACUUUCAGCUUUCAGGUCCCCUCCCCCAGCGAUGUGGCUGUCGGUUGUUGUUGCGCUGCCCUUGCUCCCUGUGAUUGCCACGCUGGUGUUCCAUUACCGGGAGCGGGUGGGGGCGCUGUGUCGGAGCGUGUUCCAUAGGAGAAAGAUGAACAGCUUCACACAGAGAUCAUUGGAGAUCCGCACACACAGCUUCGUCCUGAUGAACUCCACCCACGGGCAGCCAGAGAGCGUGCUGCAGACCUUUGAGUGCUAUUCUCAAACACAGCCCACCUGCAGCAUUGGGCAAGAGAAAGGGGAGUUUCUGGACAGCGCAGUGAGCCGGGCUGCUCCGCUGCUGGUUCUGGAGCUCGGCACGCACUGUGGGUACUCUGCUAUUCGCAUGCUCAGGCUCCUGCCUGUGUCGGGGAAGCUCUACACCGUGGAACAAGACCCGGGCACAGCCGAUUUGGGAGAGGAGAUGAUCCUGGUGGCUGGAUUCAAACACUCGCAGUUCCGGUUGCUGGUCUCCCCGUCCUCUACAGCCAUUCCCCAGCUGCAGCCCCAGUUUGGGGUGCAGAGCCUGGACCUGGUUUUCAUGGACCACGAUGUGUCUCGGUACCUGCCUGACUUGCUGGCCCUGGAAGAGGGCAGGCUUCUAACCAAGGGUUGCAUCAUCGUGGUCAAUAACACCCAUCUUCCAGGGGCCAAGGAGUUCCUGCACUACAUUCACAACAGCUCCCAUUAUUCUGUGUGCUUCCAGGCACUGGGCAUGCAGGAGAUCCGCUACCAGUCAACAAACACCACAGAAUAGC
Messenger RNA from Polyodon spathula (Mississippi paddlefish), 1145 nucleotides. RefSeq names its product transmembrane O-methyltransferase homolog. NCBI's taxonomy places the organism in Eukaryota, Metazoa, Chordata, Actinopteri, Acipenseriformes, Polyodontidae. Gene Ontology annotation, molecular function: catechol O-methyltransferase activity. Gene Ontology annotation, biological process: dopamine metabolic process; catecholamine catabolic process; developmental process. The transcript is spliced from 4 exons. The record is from RefSeq and is a predicted model, not a curated record. The coding region runs from base 386 to 1144 and encodes 252 amino acids.